CAUAACUCUGCACUUGCGCUUUUUCUUUCUUCCCGCGUAUUGCAACGCACUGUCUCUUCCGGUUUCCCCUUUCAACUUGCUGUGCUACCCACAUUCCAUCAUGGCUUCCGCUUCCCACAAACCCAGCGCCAAGAACAAGAAGCACACUCCUCAAGCUGCGAGCAUUUCCCAGACUGAACCCGAGAGCCCCACAGACGCGAAUGACUCAGAGCCUCCGUAUGUCAAGGAGCUUCAGAAGAGCCUGCGCAAUGCGGUGAAGAAGCUGAAUGCUACCGCUAAAAUUGACUCUAUUCUCGCCGAGCACCCUGGAAAGUCUCUUGAUGACCUUGUGGAGGAGAAGAAGAUCAACGCCGACCAGAAAGCUCAAGCGCUGAAGAAGCCUUCGCUCCAGGCUGCUGUUACACAGAUCGAGGAGCAGCUCGGUCACUACAAGCAGUUUGCUGCCCAAUACGAGGAGAAAAUUGCCAUUCAGAAGGAGGCCUUGGACCAGCAGAAGGCGGCGCUGGAUAAGAUCCACCAAGAGGAGUUGGCGGCGGUGCGCGCAAAUGCUGUGGCCGAUGCUACUGAGUCUACUUCACGCGUGCUGCGUGAGAAGUUGUUUGAAGUAGCUAAGUUCCUAUGCGCGGCAGCCAACAUGCGACGCGCUGGAGAUGAGACCCCGGAAGGCGUUGCCUUUGAGGCUGUCCUUUACCAGGUGUACGCUGGUAAUCAGGAUGCGGUCACAGCCAUGGUCAAGCUCAUUGAGGGUGCGGAUGAGCAGAUUCAGGGUCUUGAGGGGGAAACUUUGGACUUGACCUAUGGCAACGUGAAGCAGGUAUCCAACCGAAAGGCGCCCAUCGAGGAACCCGAACAAUACGCCAACGCAAGCGAAAGCUCUCCUGCCUCGGACCCAACAAUUGCCAAUGCUGGCUUGACUGAGCUCCAGGACACUUCUAUUAGCGCCGAGGUCGCCGCUCAAGCGGAGACCACGACUUCUAAGCCCGACCAGGUGGCGCCCCCAACCCAGACAUCGACCACUACGGGUGCUAACCCGGCUGCCGACUCGACUUCCCUGACAUCUGCAUCUGCGGGCAUGGAUGAUAGCUGGGCUGAGGUUCCUCGUGACCCUGCAGAGACUGAAAAUGGCCUCCAAGCCACCCCUGCCAACACUGAGACUAAUGCUGCUGCCGACACUGGUGCCAAGGGCAACUCUAGCCGCCGUGGCCGCCAUGGACGCGGUCGUGGUGACGGAUCCCGCCGCGGCCGAGGCGGAGGCGAGCAACGUGGUGGAGACCGGCCUCGGGGUCGACGUGGUGGAAAACGCGGAGGAGCCAACGGAGUGUCCGCAGAUGGCCAGUGA
Messenger RNA from Penicillium pulvis, 1339 nucleotides. RefSeq lists its product as uncharacterized. The record is from RefSeq and is a predicted model, not a curated record. NCBI's taxonomy places the organism in Eukaryota, Fungi, Ascomycota, Eurotiomycetes, Eurotiales, Aspergillaceae. The transcript is spliced from 4 exons. Bases 101 to 1339 code for a protein of 412 amino acids.